This is a messenger RNA of Pecten maximus, 4740 nucleotides long. RefSeq lists its product as uncharacterized. Gene Ontology annotation, molecular function: nucleic acid binding. The record is from RefSeq and is a predicted model, not a curated record. The transcript is spliced from 2 exons. NCBI's taxonomy places the organism in Eukaryota, Metazoa, Mollusca, Bivalvia, Pectinida, Pectinidae. Gene Ontology annotation, biological process: DNA integration. The coding region runs from base 1 to 4740 and encodes 1579 amino acids.
AUGAUUAAGUGGCUGGGGCCGCAGUCAAGCUCUCAAGUUGCUAGUAUUAAAACGGCAAACGCUGGGAACCGGGAACGAGCCGUGUCGAAGGCAUGGGAAAGAAUAGAUAGCUUUUACGGCAGCCCAGAAAGAGUCGAACACGCUCUUAAACAGAAACUAAAUAACUUACCAAGGCUAACCUAUAAGGAUAAAGCCAAAUUCUUCGAACUCUCUGAUACGCUUAAUGAAAUUAUGGCUGUAAAAGAUGAUGAAAGAUACAGCGCCCUCCUUGGGUACUUCGACACAUCAUUAGGUGUAAACCCUGUUAUCCAGAAACUGCCUGCCAACCUCCAGAAUAAAUGGCGCGAUAGGGCUGUAACGUUCAAGCGCACCCACAAUGUGACGUUUCCGCCCUUCUCAUACUUCUGUACCUUUAUCCAAGAGUUGGCAGCAACUUUGAACGACCCAGGAUUUGAUUACAUAUCUACUGGAAAUACUGACACCAACACCCCAGCUUCACAUGGCAAUGGGAAGAGAUCCCAUAUAUCCGUACGUAAGACGGCCGUCUCAGGUACUGAUCACCAACAAGAUAAACCUAGGUGUUUGAUUCAUAACGCAGGACAUUCAACAAAUGAUUGCAGAUCAUUCAAAGCGAAACCCAUUAGCGAACGCAGAGAUUUACUGAGGAAACAUGGAAAGUGUUUCAAGUGCUGUGAUGGGAAACAUAGGAAACAAGAUUGUAAGGAAUCGGUCAAGUGUGACAUUUGUAAAAGUGUAGAUCAUGCGACAGGAAUGCAUUUUGACCGCAGUUCAUUGGCGCCUCAGAAUCAUGGCGGGGAGGAGAAAAUAAACACAAAAUGUACUGAAAUUUGUGGAAAGUAUUUUGAGGGAAAAUCAUGUGCAAAGAUAGUUCUUGUAACUGUACGUCACGAGGCCAGUAACCAAGAUCCUACACUAGCUUACGCAAUUCUGGACGAGCAGAGUAAUAGGACACUGGGUAGAAAAGAACUCUUUGAUACUUUUGAUCCUCAUUCAGCACCAGAGAACUAUCUUUUAUCUACGUGCAGUGGUAAGGUGGAAACAAGCGGUAGACGUUCCACUGGAUUUAUUAAAGAGUCCAUAGAUGGCACUGCUUCACUGAAACUGCCAAAUGUUAUUGAGUGUGAUGCUAUCCCCAACAACAGGGAGGAAAUACCCACACCGGAAGUGGCCACCAACUACCAACAUUUGGUGGAUAUUUCAGACUGUAUUCCACCUCUGGCUGUCAACGCUGAAAUCCUACUUCUAAUCGGCAGAGACCUGCUGAUUGCCCACCACGUAUUAGAACAGAAGGUCGGACCUCCGGAACAACCAUACGCUCAGCGACUCCAUCUCGGAUGGGUAAUCGUCGGGGAGUCUUGUUUAAAUGGACUUCAUGCACCUACAUCUAAAGCAAACGUCCUGAAAACAUUAUUAAAUCCUACAACAGGACCAGACUCAAUCUUAAGGCCGUGUGACAGUAAGAUCUGUGUUUCUGACAUUUUCCAUCGUACUGAAAGGGACAACAAACCGGGAAGGUCUGUGGAAGAUAAAAACUUCUUGUCUUUGAUGGAAGACCAGAUGAAAAAGCAUAAAACGGGUCAAUGGAUUGCACCACUUCCUUUUAAGGAAAACAGAUCGCGCCUGCCAAACAAUAAAAAACAAGCCAUGGAUCGAGCCAAAAGCCUCGAUGAAAGCUUGCGUCGUAACCCUGUCAAAAGAGAACAUUUCCUGGAGUUCAUGGAAGGCCUGAUUAAUUCUGGCCACGCGGAACCAGCUGCGUCACUUAAUCCGGAAGAGGAAUGCUGGUACUUACCUUUGUUUGGGGUAUACCACCCACAGAAAAAAGACAGAAUCAGAGGUGUUUUCGACUCCUCGGCAAAGCUUCAAGGAACAUCUUUGAAUAACAUUUUAAUGUCGGGGCCAGACCUGAUCAACAGUCUCAUCGGGGUCCUUAUGCGGUUUCGGAAAGAAACGGUGGCAAUCACAGCGGACGUGCAACAGAUGUUCUACUGCUUUUUGGUACAUCCAGACCAUUGCAGAUACUUACGCUUCAUUUGGCACGAAAACAAUGAUUUGAACCAACCUUUAGUAGACUAUCAAAUGAAAGUCCAUGUGUUCGGGAACAGUCCGUCGCCGGCUGUGGCCACUUUCGGAUUGAGGAAAACCGCCGAUGCCGCUGAACAAAAAUACGGUACGGACGUCAAACACUUCAUUCAUCGCAAUUUUUAUGUAGACGAUGCGUUAUCCUCCGUUGCUUCUGUAGAGGAAGCCAUUGACCUCAUGAGUCGUACAUGUGCUGCACUCAAGGAGUUUGGCGAUCUCCGCUUACAUAAGAUAGCUUCCAAUUCAACUGAGGUGCUGCACGCUUUCAACACUGACGAUCUAGCCAAGGAAUUGAAAGACUUGGAACUUGGAACAGAGGUACUUCCAUCACAACGCAGCUUAGGAAUACGCUGGGAUCUCCAAUCCGAUGAGUUUACGUUUCAUGUAGAACCUGAAGAAAAACCCUUCACCAGACGAUUUGUCCUUUCUUGUGUUAACAGCAUAUUUGAUCCUUUAGGUUUUCUUGCACCAGUUACAAUAGCUGGAAAGGCAAUUCUUCGCGAAGCAAUGUCCGAUGGAGCAGAUUGGGAUGAGCCAUUACGAGCGGAUUGUCUGCACAAAUGGGAACAAUGGAAGCUGUCAUUGCAACAUUUACAAAAUGUGAGGAUCCCACGUACUUACGGCAACAUGUCUAUGAGCAAGACUGUAAAAAAAGAACUUUGUAUUUUCUCUGACGCCUCGGAAAAGGCGAUUGCUGCUGUUGUCUACAUCAGGCUCACUGACUCAAAUGGGUCUCAACGCCUUGGAUUUGUGCUAGGAAAGGCAAAAUUGGCACCCAAACACGGGCAUACUAUUCCAAGGUUGGAAUUGUGUGGCGCCGUUUUGGCCACAGAACUGUACGACACCAUUCGCGAUGAGAUGGACAUAGAAUUUGAUCGUAAGCAGUCGCCCCGAAGACUGGACUACGUCUGUUCAAAACUCAAUCCCGCAGAUGAGGCCACUCGGUCAGUGCCUGCGGAUCGCCUCCAGAAUUGUAUGUGGCUCAACGGACCGUCUCAUAUCCUCAUAGAUGAACCUGACUUGGGAGAGGACACUGAUUAUCCUCUGGUCAGCCCCGAGGAGGAUAUCGAAAUACGUACCUGCAAAACCGAGGUUGAGGAAACUUCAGAACAAAGAUUCGACAGUAGCAGAUUCAGCUACUUCUCUUCUUGGUACCGCCUUGUUAGGGCUAUCACCAAUGUGAAACACCUCGCUACUAGAUGGACAAGGACCAUUAAGGGCCAGGAUUCCAACCAUUCUGCUACGCAUGACUCUAAUUUAGUCAAACGGUCUGAACAGUUCAUUGUGAAAGUUGUUCAGAGUGAAGCUUUCCAUAAGGAGAUACAAUCGCUCAGCCACGGAAAGAACAUUCCGAGAAAUAGCUCAAUUCUCAACUUGGAUCCAUACCUUGAUGACGAUGGUCUUCUUCGUGUUGGGGGACGCCUGAAGAAUUCCAACCUUCUGAAGUGUCAAAAGAACCCAAUAAUCUUGCCCAAGGCACAUCACGUGUCUAAACUCAUUGUUGCGCACUAUCACCAAGAGGUUAAGCACCAGGGUCGAUUUUUCACUGAAGGCGCAAUUCGCACUGCUGGCUAUUGGAUAGUUGGAUGCCGUCGCUUAGUCAACACUCAUCUUCGUAAUUGUGUACGUUGCUUGAAGUUGCGUGGAAAGCAGCAGUGUCCUAAAAUGGCAGACUUACCUCCAGAGCGGCUGGAUCUUGCACCGCCCUUCACAUAUGUUGGAAUAGACGUUUUUGGACCGUGGACUGUGGUAACGCGAAGAACUCGUGGUGGUCAAGCACAUUCCAAGAGAUGGGCUGUAAUCUUCACGUGCCUUGUAAUACGCGCGGUGCACAUUGAAGUCAUCGAAGAGAUGACAACCUCAAGUUUCAUAAACGCUCUGCGUCGGUUUACCGCGCUUCGUGGUGAAGUAAAAUUCUUACGUUCAGACUGCGGAUCAAACUUCAUCGGAGCAGCAAAAGAACUCAAUGCUACAGUUAUCUAUGUUGAAGAGCCAAACUUACAAAGCUUCCUGACAAGAAAGGGUAUCACGUGGAGGUUUAACCCCCCACAUUCCUCACACAUGGGGGGUGUCUGGGAGAGACUGAUUGGCAUCAGUCGGAGGAUUCUGGAUUCACUGCUGUUGGACGUGCAAAGUAAGAACUUAACACACGAAGUUCUUGUAACCUUUAUGGCCGAGGUUUGUUCGAUUAUUAAUUCGAGACCAAUAGCAGGUGUAUCUGCCGAUCCAAUGUCUCCAAUGCCUUUGACACCCAACACGCUUUUGAGUUUGAAAACUACUCACACGGUAGAUUUCGAAACCGUCCAGGGUUUCACUCUCAAGGACAUUUACAAAACACACUGGAGGUGUGUGCAAUUUCUAGCAAAUCGCUAUUGGAAAAGAUGGCAAACAGAAUAUUUGUCUAACUUGCAAGAGAGAAGAAAGUGGAGAGAAGACAGUAAGAAUCUCCAGGAAGGCGAUGUGGUGCUGAUGCAUGAUAAAGCGGUUCACAGGAACGAGUGGCCCAUGGGCAUUGUAAAAAGGGCCAUACCUAGUGAGGAUGGCCGUGUAAGGAAGAUUGAAAUUUGCGUGGGAGCCGAUAAUAAGGUGUAUUCGAGACCAGCCUGCGAAGUUGUGCUUCUUGUGUCCAAGAACUGA